AGCCGCCGAGCCGCCAGCCCCGAGCACGCUGCGCAGCGAGCCGCCGCACUCGCACUAGCAGCCGCACCCGCACCCAUGCUGCUGACGCUGGCCAGCGGCGCCCUCUUCUUCCCGGGGCUCUUCGCGCUCAGCACCUGGGCGCUGCGCCGCUCGCGGCCGGGAUGGACGGACGACGACUGCCUGACGGUCGGCACCAGGCUGGUGUCCUCCGUGCAGGCAGUGCUGGCUACCGGGGCGGGGCUCAUCAUCAUCUGCUCCUGCAGCAACGUGGUCUCAGACAGGCACUGGCUUGCCAGAGAGUAUGUCUGGUUUCUGAUCCCAUACAUGAUCUAUGACUGCUAUGCCAUGUACCUCUGCGAAUGGUGCCGAACCAGAGACCAGAAACUCAGACGUGCCACCAUUUUCCGCAACUUCCUGAUUGAAAACCGCCUAAUGGUCACACAUCAUGCGGUCAUCCUGUUUGUCCUUGUACCUGUUUCACAGAAGCUCAGGGGAGAACUUGGAGACUUCUUUGUCGGCUGCAUCUUCACAGCAGAACUGAGCACUCCAUUUGUGUCGCUGGGCAGAGUUCUGAUUCAGCUAAAGCAGCAGCAUACCCUCCUUUACAAGGUCAACGGAAUCCUCACGCUGACCACCUUUCUGUUCUGCCGGAUCCUUCUUUUCCCCUUCAUGUACUGGUCCUAUGCCCAACACAAAGGAAUAAGCCUGCUCCGAGUACCAUUUAAUAUCCCUUUACACUGCAACGUGGCCAAUGCCGUCCUCAUCUCUCCCCAGCUCUACUGGUUCUCACUGCUGUGCAGGAAGGCAGCCCGGCUCUUUGACACUGCCAAAGCCAAAAAGGAUGGGUAACUACUCUCAGGAGUCAGGCUCUCACACUAGCUGCUGCCUCUACUCAGUAUUCCAAGGACCAAAUUGUGCCUGGGGGAGCUUCUGCCUUCUGGAUAUUGAUGAGC
Molecule: messenger RNA, 953 nt
Organism: Microtus ochrogaster (prairie vole)
Lineage: Eukaryota; Metazoa; Chordata; Mammalia; Rodentia; Cricetidae
Gene: Tlcd3a
Product: TLC domain containing 3A
Biological process (GO): lipid homeostasis
Cellular component (GO): membrane; endoplasmic reticulum
Source: RefSeq, a predicted model, not a curated record